This is a messenger RNA of Wallemia mellicola CBS 633.66, 5046 nucleotides long. RefSeq names its product a-pheromone processing metallopeptidase Ste23. The record is from RefSeq and is a predicted model, not a curated record. Gene Ontology annotation, molecular function: metalloendopeptidase activity; metal ion binding. Bases 16 to 2976 code for a protein of 986 amino acids. Gene Ontology annotation, cellular component: mitochondrion; cytosol. The transcript is spliced from 4 exons. Gene Ontology annotation, biological process: peptide catabolic process. Lineage: Eukaryota; Fungi; Basidiomycota; Wallemiomycetes; Wallemiales; Wallemiaceae.
CCGGAUUGAAGCCUAAUGAGGUUAUAUCGAACAGUCAUGACGAGCUGGAAACAAAAAAACAGUUACCAGCAAUUUAGCAAGUUACUAGAGAAAUCUAAUAAUGAUCAGCGUAACUACAGACUCAUAAAGCUUGAAAACAAUUUGGAGUGCUUACUUAUCAAUGACAAUCAAACAGACAAAGCAUCUGUCGCUAUUGACGUGAAAGCUGGACAUUUAUUAGAUCCAAAGGAAUUACAAGGAUUAGCACACUUCAACGAGCAUAUGUUAUUUCUUGGUACAUCCAAGUAUCCCGUUGAAAAUGACUAUCAGGAUUAUUUGAGUAAGAACUCAGGAUACAGUAACGCGUAUACAGAUAUGAUAGACACAAAUUACUAUUUCACUUGCUCAACGAACGCAUUAAAAGGCGCAGUAGAUAGGUUCAGUCAGUUCUUUAUCGCGCCACUAUUCACUCAGUCGUGUACCCAAAGAGAAGUCAAGGCAGUAGACAGCGAGAACAAAAAGAAUUUACAGUCAGACCUCUGGAGACUGUUCCAGCUUGAAAAAGGACUCUCUAACGCUCCUUUGAGUAACUUUGGUACUGGAAAUUGGGAUACACUCUACUCAGAGCCAAGCCUUAAAGGAAUGGAUCCAAGGGAAGAGCUUAUCAAGUGGUACGAAACACAUUACUCUUCUCACCUCAUGAAAUUGUGUGUUCUCGGUAAAGAAAGUCUCGAUGAACUUGAGCAACUCACAGUAGAAAACUUCUCCGCAAUACCACAAAGAAACAUUCCAGAACCACAAUUCAGCAGCAACGUUUGGCCAGAAGAUGCUCACAAGAGUAUCAUAUUUGCAGAAACUAUCAAAGAUCUUAGACAAUUAACCAUCACUUUCAAAUUUCCUGAACAGGAUGCACAUUAUAACACCAAACCGGGUAACUUCCUUAGCCACAUUUUAGGUUAUGAAGGCAAAGGUAGUUUGUGUUCCUAUCUCAAACAACUUGGUCAUAUCAACUCACUUUCUGCUGGUUUUGGAUUUAGUGCACCUGGGUUUGAAUUCUUUAAAAUUAAUCUCGAUUUAACAACAAGAGGUGUUGGAGAAUGGAAACAAUGUUUGAAGUUAAUUUUCAACUACAUUGAUAUGAUGAAAAAGUUCUCUGACAAUCCUCCUGAAUAUCUCUUCAGAGAGACUCAAGAUUUGGCUACAAUUGCUUUCAGAUUUAAAGAGCAAGGUCAACCUGAGAAAGUUACAUCAAGUGUAGCUAGACUCAUGCAAAAGCCAUACGAAAGAGAGCAUAUCUUAUCAGGUUCUCAUUUAGUUAGAGAAUAUGAACCAAACUGUAUCAAAGAAUCUCUUAAUGCGCUCAACUUGGACAACUGUCGUGUUCUUUUAGCAGCCAAAGAUCCGAUCGAAGGUGUUGGUGAACUUGAUCGUACUGAAAAGUGGUACGGUACUAAGUACAGAGUCGAUCCAUUACCUGAAGAGUUGUUAAAUGAGAUUAGAAACACCACGAGUCCAUCUGAAAUGCAUCUUCCUCAUCCAAACCAGUUCAUUCCAAAGAACUUCGAUGUUGAAAAGAAGGAGGUUGAAGAACCAUCAAUCACUCCAGCGCUUCUCAGAGAUACUAAGAACGUUCGUCUUUGGCAUAAGAAAGAUGAUCAGUGGUGGGUUCCGAAAGCUCAUGUUUACAUGAUAAUGAAAUCGCCAUCAAUUCUCAAAUCAGCUAAGGCUAGUGUAACUACGCGCCUUUUCAAUGAGUUAUUGCUCGAUGAAAUGAAUGAGUACGCAUAUGACGCAGAAUGCGCUGGAUUCGCUUAUAGUAUUGAAUCAACUGGUGAUGGUGUUCUCAUCCACGUAAAGGGUUAUAAUGACAAGCUUACUACGCUCCUCCAUCAAGUCAUUUCAACGUUAAAGAACCUUCAUAUUAGUGAAGAUCGCUUUAACGUUAUUAAAGAACGUAUUGAAAGAGUCUACGCUAAUUUUUCUAUGGAUGCACCACUUAUGCACGCAAACGUCGCAACAUAUUCACUUACACAGAAGGUUUUCUUUACGUUCGACGAACGUCUCGAAGCCGUAAAAAGUAUCACUAAGGAGGAUGUUGAAAAUCAUGCAAAGGAAUUCCUUGAAAGAUUAUACUUGGAGUUAUUUAUCCAUGGCAAUGUCACAGAUGAUUCAGCUAUCCAAAUAAGUAAAGAUAUUGAGACUGUAUUGCAACCAGCCUCUUUGUCAGAGGAAGAAAGACAAUCAUUACAAUCUUCAUUAGUACCACAAGGUGAUCAUGUAUACGUCAAGAAAGUACAAAACCCAGCUCAAAUUAAUUCUGCAAUUGAAUAUUACAAUGAAGUUGGUGAUGUUGUAGACUUAGACUUACGUACGAAGCUCUCUUUAUUCGCACAAAUAGUUCAUGAACCUGCAUUCGAUCAAUUGAGAACGAAAGAACAAUUAGGAUAUAUGGUAUUUAGCGGUAUGCGCAAAUCAAUCGGUGCUAUGGGAUUCAGAGUCUUAAUUCAAUCUGAAAGGCCACCUGCUUUCUUAGAACAACGUAUUGAAGAAUUCUACGAUGUAACAGUCAAGAAUUUAUUGGAAAGCAUGACAGAGGAAGCAUUUGAAAAAAAUAAGAAUAGUUUAAUGGAAGAAAAACUUGAAAAGCCAAAGAAUCUUAACAACGAAUCAUCAAGAUUAUGGGUAGAAUUGAGUGGAGGAUACUACGAUUUCACUAGGAGACUUAAGGAGGUCGAAAGUAUAAAGAAGAUUAAAAAAGAGGAUAUACUUAAUUUCUUUUACACUUACAUUCAUCAAUCAAGUGAUAAAAGAAGUAAACUUUCAACUCAUUUGGUAUCUCAAUCCAUACCAGAACAAUACAAAGAAUUCAACUCUGUUGAAUCACUCAGAACAUCUAACAAGAUUUACGAAGAUAUUCCAUCAUACAAAACACAAGCCAAGACAUCAUCCCACGCAAAACCAGUCGCACAAAUUCCAAAACCAGCAAUUGAUAACUAAAUUAUUGUAGUUAUAAGAAUAAACUUGACAUUACCGUUGAAUUAGUAACAAAAAUAAAGAUUUAUGAAAUAUGCUGCUCAGAAUGUUCUUAAAAAUAAAUUUACUUCAAACUUGCUCUUAAUCGUUUUAUGAGGUUUCUAACUUUGAAAUUGUUUCACAUAACCUGUUAAUUUCACUCUUGUAAUUAACAGUACUAGCUCUGUUGAUUUGAUGUCUUACUCUAACAUUAUCAUUAAAGGUAUCUUGCUUUGCACGGCAGUUGAAAUUAAAUGAUGAACCCAAAGCAUUCUUUACAGCUGCUUCGAAAGAAGCAUCAUCACCAUUGUUCACCAUAGCUUGUAAGUCAUUUGCAGGCAUUUUGAAAAGCUCUAAUCCAAAGUCAUUGAAACCAGACAACCAGAUUUGACCAGUGUGAUCUGUAGCGUUACAUGUAAUAAUGUAUCUGUAUUCAGGCGCAUCAAAUGAUGAUUCACACUUUUCGCAUCUCCAUUUAUCAUUCAUAUCCUGAGUUAAUUUCUUCAUAUCAUUUGGACAACUUGGGUAAGUGAUAUUUUCCUUUUUGAUAUAUGUGACAGUCGCUUUGCCUGUCCAGUAAUCAGGUUUACCAGAAUCAUUGAGUCCCAAUUGUGAUUGUUUCACUUGCUCAAGUGUUUUAAUUUCAUUUGGUUUAACUGUACCAGGUUCAGGCUUGACAGUGCUGCUUGAAUUGUUGAAAGUACUGAAUUGUUCAUUCUUACCUUGUUGAUCGUACCAUCCUCUCAAGCUAUGUGCUUCUGGUAUAUCUGGGUUAACGAAUAAAGUUGAUGCACCAACCAUUGAUAAUGAUCUACCACCAAAAUCGCUUACUUUAACACCCUUGAAUGCAAUAACAGGUUCAUUAACUUGAUCAAAGUUUUCAGCUAAUUUACCCCACAAAGUGAGUCUAACAGAUUGCUGGGAUCUAUCAACGAUAUUUAAUUCCCUCUUUGUGUAUGGUUUUUGAGUUGACUUUGAAAUAAUUUGUGAAGGCUCUUCAGCGGUAGUAACUACACCUAAAACAUCAGUAAUUGCGUUAGGCUCGAGGUUCUCCAAGUUUUGUAAUUCUGUAAAACUAUACUUGACAUCAGGUACGUCAGAAGUGUCAUAACAAGGUUCAAUGUGAGUAGUUUUAUCGAAAGCUAUUUCAUAUUCAUUUUGUAAGUUACUGAAUUGCUUCUUCGCGAUUUGAACUCUAGCUUUCGUGAUGAAGAAUACUUUUCCUUCUUCUAACAUGUUAUAAAAUUCAUCAACUGAUUCAUUGAAACCUGUGGCGCGUAUUUCGCCAGUUUCGUCCAUCAAAUUGACGGAGAACAACUUUCCUUCACCACGUUGAUUUGACCAAAACUUAAUGUCAGAUUUCUGGGUAACUCUAGCCUUUAUAGUCCACUUAUUUUGGUAUGGAGAAAGGCCUUCUAUAGGGUAAACAGGUGCUUGCGAAGAAGGACCUUUGCUGAAGUUUGGUUUAAUGUCUGGUUUAACAUCUGGUUUAAUGUCUUGCUGUUGUGGUUGUUGCUCUGUUUGUUGUUGUGGCUGUUGUGACUUUGUCUGAUCGAAAUUCUGUGGUGAUCCGAUCUUCUCCAGAGGGCCUGUCUCUACGAUAUCAAUUUGUAGUGCGAUAACGAGCAAUCUGUUCUGUACAACGUUCACAGCAUAAUUCAAAAGUUUGAUAACGCUGUUCUUUAUAAGUAACUCUUGCUCAGGGUAUGAAUUGAGUUGUGUACCAAGCAUAGCUUGCAUGUAGUACUUUCCAUCAGAUAAAACCAUUCUGUAUCUAUCUGGUGCUUUAUCUGAACUUGCAGUCGCCUUCUUAACUUGCAAAACUUGUACAACUGGAUUUUGUCCCGCAAGUAAACCGGCAGGAUUUUCGGAAUUUAUCGCUUCUAUCGCAUCUUUCGUUAAUUCUGGCAUGGUCGUCGUUUUGAUAGUGACGAACUUGUGGCGAACCGCGUCAAGUCGCGUUUUUUAUUAGGAUAUAAAAUUAUUAAAUUACAAUUAAUUUACUCUGUUUGGGUGCUAACAUCUUUUGUAGCUUUAAAUACGCGUGGAUGUACG